UUCUAUGUUUUUCUCUAGCAUAUGCCGCUGGAGCCUUUCAGCAGCCAUGUUUGGCACCCGUGGCCGACGCGACAGCCGUCCUCGAUCGGCGGCCUCUUCGGCCGUCGGAGAGACGGCCGAUCGGCGGCUUCGAUGCGUGUGGCGGCGCUGGCCACUGGACUCGCAACCUUCCACCACACUCCGCGCGGGCUUCACGCGGGCGUGGUGCACGCUGUCAGCGCGGCGUGUGCGGAGGAAAGGCCACGCUGGUUGCGGCAGCGUGAGGAGGUGGCGUUAGCAUGGAAGCCCGAAGGAUGGGAGGAUGUGAGGUCAAAAUCAAGGACCUUCGCAGCAUGGAUAGCCCGUGGCUUCGCUUGCACACAAGCGCUGGCCGUGAGAAGUUGGGUGCUGGUGCCGCUACAGGUGCCGCUGCUGUUUGUGCUUGGGGGCUUUGGUGCUGGGACCGCUGCAUCUUGCCGCUGCAGUGUGCGCUUGGGACAAGGCGAAAGGCACCAGAGCCCCGGAGGGACUUUUUGGAGUGGGCGCAAGAAGAGUGGCCGACUUCAGCUGAGCAGCCAAGGCCGAGUACCAAGGACGUGCUUCCACUCUUCACCUUGGGCCGCAGAAACAGCGGCAUCAGUUUGUUGGUGAAGUGUCGCCAUGGGCAGCAAACGGUCAUGCAAUGGCAGAAGGAGGGCCUGAUCGCAACGCGCGUGGCUUUGCUGGUCGAAGGGCGCCUGGACGACCUGCUGCUGCGCCGCCUGCGCGAGCGCGACGGGCUGGAGGUGUCGACCCUCCGGCGCUCCGAAGGCUUGCGACACGGCUGCUUGAGCCUCUUGCAGGUUCGUGUGAAUUCGGCGCCUGUGGAGGCCGUUGCCACGCUGCGACGACGGUUCAGCGAAGAAGGGCAUCCGCUGCGAGGUCCCACUGGUGGGAAGGCGUGGAAUUCCCAGGUCACGGUCAGUGGACUUUGGAUGCCCCAGCUGAGUGCGGCAGUUCGUUGGGGUCUGGACCGCUUCAUGGAGAUGAUGGACCUGGAUGCUGAGCGGCUGCAGAGGUUUCUUUACCAAGCAGCGCGGAGCCACGUGACAUUUUUAGAGUGA
Molecule: messenger RNA, 1082 nt
Organism: Durusdinium trenchii
Lineage: Eukaryota; Dinophyceae; Suessiales; Symbiodiniaceae
Source: the annotation of a GenBank genome assembly